AGUUACAAAGACACAGCCUCUAAGAUGAGUGGGAGAAAAGGCAAGCAGUGGGUUCUGCUGGCUGCUGGUUCCAAAGGCUGGACAAAUUACAGACAUCAGGCCAAUGUCUGCCAUGCUUAUCAAAUGGUUCAUUGCAAUGGUAUUCCAGAUGAGCAGGUUGUGGUGAUGAUGUAUGAUGAUAUAGCUUACCAUAAAGAAAACCCAUAUCCAGGAGAAAUCAUCAAUGAGCCUAACGGCCCAAAUGUUUACCCAGGAGUUCUGAAGGACUACACUGGAGAUGAUGUAUCAGCUGGGAACUUUCUGGCUGUGCUCCGUGGAGAUGAAGCUGGUGUUAGCAAACAGGCAGGGCAGCCAGUAAAGGUCUUAAAAAGUGAUGAAAAUGCCACAAUUUUCGUCUACCUGUCAGACCACGGGUGUGCAGGAGUGUUUGCCUUUCCCAAGGAAUUUCUUCAUGCAUCUGACCUUGUCAGCACAAUAAACAAGAUGGCAGAACGUCAGCAGUUCUCAAAGAUGGUGAUUUACAUAGAGAGCUGUUGCUCUGGAUCGAUGAUUGAUCAUGUCCCAAAAAAUGCUCAGGUUUACGGGGUGUCUGCCUCCACUCCCUCUGAGUCUCACUGUGCCUGUUUCUAUGAUGAAGAGAGGCUCACAUUUCUUGCUGGUGAAUUCACUUCAUGUUGGCUGUUACACAGUGACCUGUCUGAUCUUACUAGGACAACCUUCCAGGAUCAGUUUGUGUAUCUGCAAAAGAAGAUCACCCAGUCUACUCCUUGUCAGUAUGGCAACAAUGAGCUUAGCAAACUCUUCCUCAGCGACUUUUUGGGCUGUUCUGACUCCAGAACUCAGGCAGAGCAUGCAAGUCGAGCAGAAAAUUUCAAACUAACACAUCUCACCCCAUCACAUGAAGUCCCACUGAUAAUUCAACAGAAGAGAAUUCAGAGAGAAAUGGACCCAGAGAAAAAGAGAGCUCUGCAGAGAGAGUACGACAAGCUUCUGCAGAAAACAAUUAGGACUGAAAAGGCACUGCAGGACAUUGCUAAGCAUGCAUGCCCUGAUCGAGACCCCACAGCAGUAACGGACAGACGCCCACUGACUCGACUGGACGAUAUGAAAGAUGUAGUAGAGCAUUUCAGACGGACCUUCAGCGAGUGGUAUGAGGAGCAGGAUGAUGCCUUUGUACUGUCACAUUUGCAUGUAUUUGUGAACCUUCUGGAGUCUGGAGUGAGGGUUGCCAGAAUACCUCGCCAUCAUGCAGACGGCGGAUCAGGAAGCUUUCCAGAAAACUCUGACCGACCAAGGACAGUUGCUUGGGAGUCAUUAACAGGUGUUGACGGGGGUAACUCAUUCUCUGGAGACGUUAGCUCAACAACAAACCAAACAGCAAAGCCAGCCGGCUCAACUAGUGACAAGUGUGAGAGGAUUAUCCAGCCAGUUGCAAAACAUGAACUUAGCGACACCGGAAGUUACAUCUCAGGCUCCCCUGAACAUGAAGCCUCUUCUAAUUCAUUCCCUCCAUACGACUGGAUCAGCUACUCCAUCAUUGCACGCCAUCCAAAGAGGAAACAAGAGCCAAGAGAACAUUGGCCCGAGUUAAAGUCGUUUCCAAACAGCUUGACGGCACCGAGCCCAUGCAAUAUGAAUCUUUUCUGCUUUCCCAAGAAGAAAGACAAUGACGGUUCAAAGAACAACUGUGUCUUUAUUGUGGUAAAGCCGGACAUCGACUCCAUGAGUGCCACACCAGGCCACAAAUAA
Molecule: messenger RNA, 1749 nt
Organism: Colossoma macropomum (tambaqui)
Lineage: Eukaryota; Metazoa; Chordata; Actinopteri; Characiformes; Serrasalmidae
Product: legumain-like
Exons: 15
Coding region: 25-1749 (574 amino acids)
Biological process (GO): vacuolar protein processing
Molecular function (GO): cysteine-type endopeptidase activity
Source: RefSeq, a predicted model, not a curated record